GGCUGAGGCAGACAGAAUCUCCAGUGACCCGUCGCCCAGAGUUUUUCUAGACUUCUAGUAGACUCCCUCGAUCUAGAAUCUAGAUCUAGAUCUGAAGAAUUAUAUUAAAAUGCCAUAUGUUAUAAUCAGUACUCAAAUCCGACUGGAUGUCGGACCUACAGUUGUUGGUGAUGAAUGGAGUGACAGGGAAUUGAUGGAAUAUUUAGAUGCUACACUCAUUAAACAACUAGGAAAUAAUUACAGCGCUCAGUAUAGAACAGAGGCUGCACCAAGAGUAGUCCUAGAAAAGCUUGAGAAGAGAGGAUACAAACUAGUUGCCAUGACCGGUGUAGGCCAGACCUGUAUUUGGACAUUGCACAAGGAAAUUAGUGAUUCAGAAAAAGCUCUGAGUAGUUCAAGUAGUGAUGCUUUUGAAAGCCCAAAAAUUGAAAGCAGAGUAGCUUUACCUGGGUCUCUGAUGCACAUUAUUCUUACAUUUUGUGACUAUUGCAAGAGAUGGCCUGUGUGUCUAAGGCGCUCUUUGCUGGAUAAAGCGUGACCUGACCCUGUUGAAGAAGUUAAGUGCAUACGUGUUAAAACUUUUUGUAUAAUGGUUUAGACGCAUUUAAAAGGUUAUUUCAAAGCAGUUUGCUAUGUUAAUAAGAUUUUUUAUUAAAUUUGUAUUAACUACUCUAAUUUUAUUAUGAAGUUAAAUUAUGUAAAUUAAAAUAUUUAUAUUUUUGCUUAUACAAGUUAUUAUACAAGUCUAAAUGUAAAUUGCAAGAUAUCUGUUCAGAUGUACCUACUUUUAAAUUUUUUCAAACAAGAAAUCAUUUAAAUUUUAACAUUAAAACUAAAUUCAUUUGGUAUAUUUUUAAAUUUUCACAACCUAGAUAAAUAGGCAUACAGAAAAAUAUAGUGACCUAUAUUUAUGCAUUUAAGCAGUUUUGAUUUUCAUUGACUUAAAAAAAUGUAUCUGGUAUUUUUCCUGUUUUGAGGAGUUUAACUUUUCUCUCAAGUAUUUUUGCAUAUGUGUAGUACAUACAGUAAUGUAUAUUUAAAAUGAUGAUUUUAGUAUUUGCAAUUAAAAUCAAAUUCAUUAAGUUUUUAAAAACUGAUGUAUAUAAGUUUAAGAAUUCUCAACAUUUUCUGGCAUUUAAGUAGAAGUAUUUUAAAGGUACAUCUACAUAAUGGAUAGUUAUUUAUUAAGUAAAUAAGCAGAGAGCAUACGAGUGUGGGGAGAUUUUAGAGGCUUAAUGUAUAACUGCUAAAAUAAAUAGUGUCCAUACUUGGCAGAAAUUCACAGAUCUGUUUGGAAUGCAAAAUCUGUGAUUAGUUAGGGGACACCAUUUCCUUUUUUACUUUCUCGUAUAUACAAAGUAUAGAGAAAGUAUUGUAAUCAUGCAAAAAAAAAAAAAAAAAAAAAAUCGAGAUUUUUGCAAAUCUCGACGUUUUACACCUCCCUGAGUCGGAAAAACAUAAUUUUGCAAUCUUGUCUGUGUGUGUAUGUGUGUGUGUGUAAACACGAUAAUUUGAGUACCGUUACAGCUAGGUUGAUGAAAUUUCAUUUAUAAGUAUUAUAUCAAAAUCGUAGAUCUGUAUCAACUUUUGAGCGAUUUCCGAUAACCGGAAGUGGAACUUUUUCUACUUUGAAUUUUUCAAAAGCCUAUAACUUGAGUACUAUUUCAGAUAGAUAAUAAAUGAAAUUUCACAUGUAUUUUGUAAGUAAAAGAUCUAAUUUUCUGCCUUCUGUCAAAUUUCCGUUGAGCGGAAGUAGUAAUUUUCACUCUUUCCGAUUUCUAAAAAAACGCAUGUGAAUUUAUAAAGUACUAAUAAUAUUCCGCACUAUUAUACACAUCUUUAUUCGGCAUUCGCUUGGUGCGCAAUUCUUUUUUCUAUGAGAUUCUAUUCUAUUUAAAAAAGUUUAAGUAAUUAAAAUGGAUUAAAAAUUAUAAUUAUAUCCCGAGUUCCCAUCCCCUGUUGUUUUAUAUAAGAAUUUUCGAGAAAGUUUAGGGGAGAUCACUCCCUGUUUAUUUGACAAAUACUGCAUAUUUUAUUGAUUCUAGGGAGAUCACCCAACCCUAGCUCCCCUGACUACAUAGCUUGUUUUUAUUGUUAGCAAUCAUUUUUUAAAACCUUUUGUUCAUUUGUAAAUGUAUUUUCUGUUAAAUGAUGUUAAUUUGUUUAACAGUUGCUGGUGAUGUUGAACCACUGAGUCAGAACCAUGAGUUGGUUAGGCUACUUGGUCGUAAGAAAGGUUGUAGGGAAUGCGCCUCCAACAGUGUCAAAACACCAGGGGGCAGAACCCCAGAAACUACGUAUG
Physella acuta is the source of this 2302-nucleotide messenger RNA. Its product is annotated as GTP cyclohydrolase 1 feedback regulatory protein. Gene Ontology annotation, biological process: negative regulation of biosynthetic process. Gene Ontology annotation, cellular component: nucleus; cytoplasm. Gene Ontology annotation, molecular function: GTP cyclohydrolase binding. The record is from RefSeq and is a predicted model, not a curated record. NCBI's taxonomy places the organism in Eukaryota, Metazoa, Mollusca, Gastropoda, Physidae.